Poecilia latipinna (sailfin molly) is the source of this 4386-nucleotide messenger RNA. RefSeq names its product enhancer of mRNA decapping 4 (gene edc4). Gene Ontology annotation, molecular function: protein binding. Gene Ontology annotation, biological process: deadenylation-independent decapping of nuclear-transcribed mRNA. The transcript is spliced from 25 exons. Lineage: Eukaryota; Metazoa; Chordata; Actinopteri; Cyprinodontiformes; Poeciliidae. The record is from RefSeq and is a predicted model, not a curated record. Gene Ontology annotation, cellular component: P-body. Bases 103 to 3486 code for a protein of 1127 amino acids.
GUCGCCAAGUACGACUGGGAGCAUAAGUAUUAUUACGGCCGACUGAUAGCCGUGUCCAACUCCUUCCUCGCCUAAGCCAUCAGAGGAGCCAACAACCACGCCAUGAUUCGCGUGCUGAGUUUGGAUUUCAGUGAGCGCUCCUUGCUGAAGGGCUUCACUGGCGCCGUCACGGAUCUCGCUUUCGCCCACCUCGACUCCUCUCUGUUGGGCUGCGUGGAUGAGGCGGGAAACCUGAUGGUCUGGCAUCUCACACUCACGAGAAGCAAAAUACUGGAUCAGAUAGUGGUUCAUAUUCAGCGUCCAGAAGACGCUCCACUGAACUCCCACAGACGCCUCAUCUGGUGCCCUUACAUCUUGGAAGACAGCGAGGAGAAUCAGGACGACACCAGCCAGACGCUGGCACUCCUGCAUGAGGACAGGGCUGAGGUUUGGGACCUCGAAGUUUUGAGAGCCAAUAACAGCAGUUGGCCAGUUGAUGCCUCAGAAAUCAAAGAUGGCCUCAUUAUAGUUAAAGGACACACACAGAGAGUCAGUGAAGGUGCUCUGUCCCCUGAUGGGACCGUUUUGGCCACAGCGAGCCACGACGGUUACAUCAAGUUCUGGCAGAUCUACAUAGAAGGAGGACAAGAUAAGCCCAGAUGUCUCCAUGAACUCCGACCUCACGAAGGACGUCCUCUCUCCUGUCUUCUCUUCUGUGACAACCACAAGCGGCAGGACCCAGAAGUUCCGUUCUGGAGGUUUCUCAUAACUGGAGCAGACCAGAACCAGGAGUUGAAGCUGUGGUGCACAGUUUCCUGGACCUGCUUGCAAACCAUCAGGUUUUCUCCAGAUCCAUUCAACUCUACGGUUCUUCCCAGUCUGAAGGCCAGUUUAGAUCUUGCUGCUGAAUACUUGAUCCUCACUGAUGUGCAAAGAAAGGUCCUCUAUGUGAUGGAGCUGCGGCAGGACCUGGAGAAGGGCAAAGCGAGCUUCACGGCCGUGUCGGAGUUCCUGCUCACCCACCCUGUGCUCAGCUUCGGGGUGCGCGACGUGACCCACAGCCGCCUGAGGCACACCGAGGUUCUGCCAGCGGAGGAGGAGAGCGAGAGCAUGUCGACAGAGGGCACUCAAGGACCUGCAGAGUCCAAAUCUGGGAUCCAAAUUAAACUCUACUGUGUUCACACAAAGAGUUUGCAGGACGUCCAGAUCUGGUUUCAGCCCAACGCGGGGUUCAAUACGCCGGGUUUUAUUCCCCACUCUGACUCCCAAGAUGGUUUUGCUGGGUUUCCGGACCACCUCACCGACCAGAGCUCCGACAAAGAUUCUGGAAGUGGCUCGCAGUCCGACCUGAGGAAGAUCCCCUCACUUCCUGUUCCCUCUGACUUCCUGUCCAACUCUGGGGCAUCCGGCGGGUCGAUGCCCAAGCUGAUGACUCCUGACGCCUUCAUGACACCAAGCACUUCGGUUCCUGCGUCUCCUGGCAGCAGCGCCAGCAGUCUGACUAUUGUUACAGCCAUCAGCAGCAACUCUGACUCGACAAAUAGAGCCAUGGACGAUAUCAGUCAGAGUCCCAUCAGAGGAGAAAACAACGGCGGCAGCAGUUUGGGACUCUCUGUCGCCACCAGCAGUCCGAGGGCUGCACCUGCAGUUCUGCUGCCCGGACUGGAGAAUCUGCAGGCUCUGGCUUCCCCCAGUGGCCCUCUGGGCCUCGACUCGCCUCAGGUCCCAGAUUCUCCUCUGCUGCUGCCGCUGACCUCGCCGACCCGGGCCCGCUCCCCAGACGUCAUCUCCUCCGCCUCCACCGUGAUGUCGCAGGACAUGCCGGAGAUCGCGACGCAGACGCUGCAGCUGCAGCGCAGCCACGGCCUGGAAGCCCUGCAGCUUCCUGCGCUGCAGACGGACAGCAUGGCCUCCGCUGCAUGUGCUCUGCACCUCCUGACAUCGCCGCGCGCCGCCACCAACAACGGUUUGUUGCCCCUUGAACUCGGAGGUGCUGACGGCUCGUCGAUGGCGGACGAUUCGGAGUCCAGACUCAGUAACAAACCGUCUCUUCUGGAGAACACGUUGUCGCAGGAAAACACUGGGGUCAGUGGAGGGUCGUCGGAUGGCAGCGUUAGCCACACGUCAUGGCCGGCGGCUCCAGACAUCACCAGGGAAACCAGGAACAGCCUCAGGGACAACGGGCUGGGAGAAUGUUUGAGAGACGAGUCAAGCGAGCGCCGCUUGAGCUCUCCCUACCACCGGCGGUCCUACCACCUCGUCCAGAACGACAGCCAGGAUGUCGGCGUUGAUCAGAGCGAUCCUGAUGACGAGAUCGCCAGCCUGGCUUCGUCCUCUGGGAACUGCGGCUCUCGCUCCUCUCACAGGAUGCCGGUGAAAGACUGGAAGAGCUCGCCACGAGGCUCACCGAAACUGAAGAGGAAACUCAAGAAAGAUGACAAUGAAUCUUCUCAGCCCAGGCACAUGGAUCCCGGUCAGUUUAACACAGAGACUCAGGAUGAGCUCCUGAUGCUGCUGCGCAGCCAGCAGAGGGAGCUAGCGGAUCUGUGUUCUCUGGUGGAGACCAUGCCGGGAACCAUCAUGGCGCAGGUGGAGCACGUUCUGAUGAAGCACCAGGAGCAGGAACAGCGCAGACUGGACCGAGCUCUGGCCGAGAAUCAGAGCCGCCAGCAACAGCUUCACGAGCAGCUGAGCCAGCAGCUGAGCCACGCCCUCAGCACGGCGCUGACCAACAGGAUGGACAAAGUCCUGAGAGAGGAACUAAAGAAAGCAGUUCCGCAAACCAUUUCUAAGAGUCUGGAGCCGGUGACGGGGCAGCUGAACAACUCGAUCGCCGCUAAGAUGGCCGCCGUGGAGGUCACGAUUAAGGACAUCGUCAUCAAAGUGGUUAAAUCCAAGAACACUACGGACGCCAUGGGCCGGGCCGCGGCGGAGGCCAUGCAGGGCCCCAUCCAGGCCGCCUACAAAGACGUCUUCCAGAGCACAGUGCUGCCCGUGUUUGAAAGAGGCUGCCAGUCCAUGUUCCAGCAGAUCAACGACAGCUUCAAGCAGGGCACGCAGGACUACAUCCAGCAGCUGGAGGCCCACCUGAAGAGUCGGAAGCAGAGAGAGCAGGAGGCGCGGGACCCCGUGAUCGGCCAGCUGCAGCAGGCGAUCGACGGCUUCCAGAGCUGCACCGAUCAGCUGGCCAGCAGCGUCUCUGCCGCCGUACGAGCCGAGGUCCAGCACCAGAUGCAGGUGGUGGUGGGGAAUCUGCAGGACUCCAUCCUGAGCCAGUUGCAGCGCAUCGUGAAAGGCGAGGUGAGCCUGGCGAUGAGGGAGCAGCAGGCCGUCGUCACCUCCAGCAUCAUGCAGGCCAUGCGCUCCGCUGCCGGGACGCCCGUCCCCACCGCACACCUGGACUACCAGUCGCAGCAGGCUAACAUCCUGCAGCUGCUCCAGCAGGGCCAGCUCAACCAGGCCUUCCAGCAGGUACCGACUCGACCCAGACACCACAGGUCACACUAGACAUCUUUGUUGUCCGUCAUUUUGACUGACGGCGCCAAAAAUAUUACAUCAUAUUCUAUUAUUAUCUGUCGGUUUUUAAAUGUUAUUGACAUAGACUGUUUUGAUGCCUUUAAUUUUUAUGCGGUUUAAUAUUCAGCACAUUAAACAGACAAUCCAGAUCCCAUCAUACAUUAAUCAGGCAGAUGAACUUUUUCACCGCAUUGAUAACAAAAUCACUGAUAGGACAAUGAAGUGAAUCAAUUCCACUUAAGUUAUGAAGAGAAGGAAUAUUCUGUCAACACAAACCCUGCCAGUCGCUCUGAUGGGCUAAACCGCCGGUGUCCAAACGUUUUGCACCACAGAGCUUUUUCUCUCCUUUGAAAAAAAUACAAAUAUACUAUUAUUGUGAAUUCUCACUCCUUUACCUGCACAACAAUAAAUUCAACCAGUUACAUUUUUUACAGAAACCAACAUGAGUCUGAAAUAUGUCUUAAUAUUUACAUUUAUUUAACUUUUUGAGCCAAUUAUUUUCUAUUUUGUCUAUUUUUGGUUCAUAGCCAGCGGCAGAAACCAGAAUUUUCUUUUAAAGCCUUUGUAGUUUGUAGGACAAGUGUGUUUCAGAGUAAAAGUUUCUGGAUGUUUUGUGGCUGGGAUCUGCUAAUGAAAAAAAAUUAUUUGUUUUGGACAUUUUCCUUUUACGAUAUAAACUCUAAAUGAAAAUCUCACCCUAAAAUAUUUUGUCAGUUUUAUCUGCCAAAUUUGAAUCUAUUUUCAAGUGCAAUCAGCGGCCAUACAAACUCAUUCCAGGGGCCACAAAUGGCCCUCGGGCCACACUUUGGACACCACUGGGCUAAACCGUUUAUUUACAGACUAAGCAGGGAUUCAUUUACUGCAAAAACACAAACUAUUACCAAAAUUUUG